Ostreobium quekettii is the source of this 1968-nucleotide messenger RNA. The record is from the annotation of a GenBank genome assembly. NCBI's taxonomy places the organism in Eukaryota, Viridiplantae, Chlorophyta, Ulvophyceae, Bryopsidales, Ostreobiaceae.
AUGCUGCUCCAUGGAUCGGGGUGGAUGACGGGGACCGCCCUCGCGGCGUCGCGCCCGUGGCGGUUGUGGCCGAGGCGACGUGGGGUUGUGCAGUCGGUUCCAGAAUGUCACUGCCUGUGUUGGUGUGCUCUCAAAGUGGGGUUGCCAUCAGGCCAAUCACCAAAAUUGGUUGCUGCUGGAAAGGAUGUUUCAUUGCGAAGAGCUUCCUUCAAGGUAGCAGGGGGCUUGGGAGCGGAGGCUCACACAGCCAUUGUGGCUGACACCACUAUGGACGGUGACAGUGAACAGGUUGACACAACUGCACCAGACCGUGAUCUGGAGGUGUGGACUGAAGAUCUGAGCACAGAUCAACAGGGUGGCUCAAACUCAGGUGACAGUGUUCGCAGUCCAAUUUCAACUGAUGCAAAGCGCUCCAGAGGUGAGGAUGGGGACAUGAAGCUGGUCGAUUUAGGGAGCGUUGGUAAGGAUGAGAAAAUUUUGGAGCAUCUGGAGGGCAUGCCAGACCUCAUACACUUGGAGGACAUCGACUUGGACGUGUUAGAUGAGAUGCUGGAUGAGGAGUAUGUGGACAUCGGAGAAUUGGACAUUCCAAGUCGACGAGGGGAGAGUGGGAAGAGGCGAGGCAGGCGCAAGGGGGUGGCCUUGCCACAUGUGCACAGGGCCAAGAUUAGGCUGGCUAUGCGCGGGAGAAAUAAGUACAGGAGGUCACUUGAGCACAGGACAAAAAUCGCGCAGAGCAUGAGGAAGAUGUGGAAGAAGCGAAGGGAGGGCGCAAAACCUGCCCGGCAGACCACUGUCACGUGCUCGCUGUGUGGAGCAGUGGGACACAACAAGAGGACUUGCCCAAGGGCGCUGGUUGACGCAGCCUCAGCUACCCAUCGGUGCAGCUUCUGCCAACAGCAGGGGCACAACAUCAGAACCUGUCCUUUGUUGAAGGCUCUCAAGGCAAAGAAAGAUAAGCAGGAAGCCCUACCUAUGGCAUCGAAAACCAUACCUGCACUACGAGAAGAGGAACAGUGGAAACGUGAACUGCAGCCCCUGGAACUUAUGGAACAUCCUCGUGUGCUUCAACCCGUUGAAGUGCAACUAAGCCAAGAGCCUUCCAAAACCCACUCGGUGCCCCUCCAGGCCCAAUCCAUCUGCCAAGAGGCGGCGCAGGCAUGCCUUCGAGCCUGGAGGGCUGGCGUUCGACGACAAAGGCUCGAUCUCCAGGUGUCUAUGCUGGAUGUGGCUGAUCUGCGUGGGUCACUGGGCUGGCCAGGAAGUAUCCAGCAGCAGUUUCGGGCUGUGACACCCCUUGUGGAGUCCAUUUUGUUGGAGUUGAAGCGCCAGCAGGGCCUGGAGGGUCGCCUCGAGGCUCAAGUGCUUGAUGAGGGCGAUGCUGUUGGAUGCUGGGAAAGCAAGAAAGUUGCUGCUGUGCUAUUCCCUGUCUCUGACACGGUCGACCAAAUCAGGGGACUGGACAGAGGCUAUGGCGGCAAUAGACUCCUGUUGAUGAUCAACCCACAGUGGCAGCCAGGGCAGGUUGUGUCGGACUUCGGCUUUGGUGUGCAGCGGAAGCUGCGAGAGGAUUUUGUGGACUCGUUUGAGAAGGUGUUCUUCCAGAAAGAGAUUAAUAUCUUCAACGAUCGGGUGCUCCUUCUUCGAUGCUACCCUGGCGAUUGGCAGGUCCACUUGGUGCAGCGUUCUGGGCAGAUCGAGCUGAUCAGCACCCAGCCCUGUGAGCCACAGUACGAGGAGCUGCUGGAUCUUCUGAGGCGAUUGGACGGCUCGAUGACCCAGAUGAGCUGGAUCGAGCGGCUCCAGAUGAAACUCCUCCGCGAGGACGUCCCAAAGGGGGCACCCCAGAGCAGAACGUGCGCACAGGCCAAGCAGGUCACGGCCCCUCCCGCAGACACAGAAGACCCCGCUGUGGACAUAGUUACUGGGCACUUGGUUCGGGACCUCAAGAUGGACCCUAUGCGCUAG